AUGUAUGAGUUUGGGUUGGACCUGAACACCUGCUGUAGGCUCUUCAUGGAUGAGUUUGGGUUGGACCUGAACACCUGCUGUAGGCUCUUCAUGGAUGAGUUUGGGUUGGACCUGAACACCUGCUGUAGGCUCUUCAUGGAUGAGUUUGGGUUGGACCUGAACACCUGCUGUAGGCUCUUCAUGGAUGAGUUUGGGUUGGACCUGAACACCUGCUGUAGGCUCUUCAUGGAUGAGUUUGGGUUGGACCUGAACACCUGCUGUAGGCUCUUCAUGGAUGAGUUUGGGUUGGACCUGAACACCUGCUGUAGGCUCUUCAUGGAUGAGUUUGGGUUGGACCUGAACACCUGCUGUAGGCUCUUCAUGGAUGAGUUUGGGUUGGACCUGAACACCUGCUGUAGGCUCUUCAUGGAUGAGUUUGGGUUGGACCUGAACACCUGCUGUAGGCUCUUCAUGGAUGAGUUUGGGUUGGACCUGAACACCUGCUGUAGGCUCUUCAUGGAUGAGUUUGGGUUGGACCUGAACACCUGCUGUAGGCUCUUCAUGGAUGAGUUUGGGCUGGACCUGGACACCUGCUGUAGGCUCUUCAUGGAUGAGUUUGGGCUGGACCUGAACACCUGCUGUAGGCUCUUCAUGGAUGAGUUUGGGUUGGACCUGGACACCUGCUGUAGGCUCUUCAUGGAUGAGUUUGGGUUGGACCUGAACACCUGCUGUAGGCUCUUCAUGGAUGAGUUUGGGUUGGACCUGAACACCUGCUGUAGGCUCUUCAUGGAUGAGUUUGGGUUGGACCUGAACACCUGCUGUAGGCUCUUCAUGGAUGAGUUUGGGUUGGACCUGAACACCUGCUGUAGGCUCUUCGUGGAUGAGUUUGGGUUGGACCUGAACACCUGCUGUAGGCUCUUCAUGGAUGAGUUUGGGUUGGACCUGAACACCUGCUGUAGGCUCUUCAUGGAUGAGUUUGGGUUGGACCUGAACACCUGCUGUAGGCUCUUCAUGGAUGAGUUUGGGUUGGACCUGAACACCUGCUGUAGGCUCUUCAUGGAUGAGUUUGGGUUGGACCUGAACACCUGCUGUAGGCUCUUCAUGGAUGAGUUUGGGUUGGACCUGAACACCUGCUGUAGGCUCUUCAUGGAUGAGUUUGGGUUGGACCUGAACACCUGCUGUAGGCUCUUCAUGGAUGAGUUUGGGUUGGACCUGAACACCUGCUGUAGGCUCUUCAUGGAUGAGUUUGGGUUGGACCUGGACACCUGCUGUAGGCUCUUCAUGGAUGAGUUUGGGUUGGACCUGAACACCUGCUGUAGGCUCUUCAUGGAUGAGUUUGGGUUGGACCUGAACACCUGCUGUAGGCUCUUCAUGGAUGAGUUUGGGUUGGACCUGAACACCUGCUGUAGGCUCUUCAUGGAUGAGUUUGGGUUGGACCUGAACACCUGCUGUAGGCUCUUCAUGGAUGAGUUUGGGUUGGACCUGAACACCUGCUGUAGGCUCUUCAUGGAUGAGUUUGGGUUGGACCUGAACACCUGCUGUAGGCUCUUCAUGGGUGAGUUUGGAUUGGACCUGAACACCUGCUGUAGGCUCUUCAUGGGUGAGUUUGGAUUGGACCUGAACACCUGCUGUAGGCUCUUCAUGGUCUGUUCCUCACCUCCUCCUCCUCCUCUUCACCUCCUCCUCCUCCUCUUCACCCCCUCCUCUUCACCUCCUCCUCCUCCUCUUCACCUCCUCCUCCUCUUCACCUCCUCCACCUCCUCUUCACCUCCUCCUCCUCCUCUUCACCUCCUCCUCCUCUUCACCUCCUCCUCCUCCUCUUCACCUCCUCCUCCUCCUCUUCACCCCCUCCUCUUCACCUCCCUCCUCCUCCUCUUCACCUCCUCCUCCUCCUCUUCACCUCCUCCUCCUCCUCUUCACCUCCUCCUCCUCCUCUUCACCUCCUCCUCCUCCUCUUCACCCCCCUCUCCUCCUCCUCUUCACCUCCUCCUCCUCCUCUUCACCCCCUCCUCCUCUUCACCUCCUCCUCCUCCUCUUCACCUCCUCCUCCUCCUCUUCACCCCCUCCUCCUCUUCACCUCCUCCUCCUCUUCACCUCCUCCUCCUCCUCUUCACCUCCUCCUCCUCCUCUUCCCCCUCCUCCUCCUCUUCACCUCCUCCUCCUCCUCUUCACCUCCUCCUCCUCCUCUUCACCUCCUCCUCCUCCUCUUCACCUCCUCCUCCUCCUCUUCACCUCCUCCUCCUCCUCUUCACCACCUCCUCCUCUUCACCUCCUCCUCCUCCUCUUCACCUCCUCCUCCUCCUCUUCACCACCUCCUCCUCCUCUUCACCUCCUCCUCCUCUUCACCCCCUCCUCCUCCUCUUCACCUCCUCUUCACCUCCUCCUCCUCCUCUUCACCUCCUCUUCACCCCCUCCUCCUCUUCACCUCCUCCUCCUAUUCACCCCCUCCUCCUCCUCUCCCCCUCCUCCUCCUCUUCACCUCCUCCUCCUCCUCUUCACCUCCUCCUCCUCCUCUUCACCUCCUCCUCCUCCUCUUCACCACCUCCUCCUCUUCACCUCCUCCUCUUCUCCUCCUCCUCUUCACCUCCUCCUCCUCCUCUUCACCUCCUCCUCCUCCUCACCCCUCCUCUUCACCUCCUCCUCCUCCUCUUCACCACCUCCUCCUCUUCACCUCCCCCUCCUCCUCUUCACCUCCUCCUCCUCUUCACCUCCUCCUCCUCCUCUUCACCACCUCCUCCUCUUCACCUCCUCCUCCUCCUCUUCACCUCCUCCUCCUCCUCUCCCCCUCCUCCUCCUCUUCACCUCCUCCUCCUCCUCUUCACCUCCUCCUCCUCCUCUUCACCUCCUCCUCCUCCUCUUCACCACCUCCUCCUCUUCACCUCCUCCUCCUCCUCUUCCCUCCUCCUCCUCUUCACCUCCUCCUCCUCCUCUUCACCACCUCCUCCUCCUCUUCACCUCCUCCUCCUCCUCUUCACCUCCUCCUCCUCCUCUUCACCUCCUCCUCCUCCUCUUCACCACCUCCUCCUCUUCACCUCCUCCUCCUCCUCUUCACCUCCUCCUCCUCCUCUUCACCUCCUCCUCCUCCUCUUCACCUCCUCCUCCUCCUCUUCACCCCCUCACUCUCAUGUAUAA
Molecule: messenger RNA, 3111 nt
Organism: Knipowitschia caucasica
Lineage: Eukaryota; Metazoa; Chordata; Actinopteri; Gobiiformes; Gobiidae
Source: the annotation of a GenBank genome assembly